This is a messenger RNA of Medicago truncatula (barrel medic), 954 nucleotides long. RefSeq lists its product as uncharacterized. Lineage: Eukaryota; Viridiplantae; Streptophyta; Magnoliopsida; Fabales; Fabaceae. The record is from RefSeq and is a predicted model, not a curated record. The transcript has 4 exons. Gene Ontology annotation, molecular function: DNA binding. Bases 305 to 673 code for a protein of 122 amino acids.
AGAAUACAUGAAUGAAUUAUUGCAAGGGAAGGCAACAAUUAGAAGUGUUGGUGAGGACAGGGCAUGGCACGUGACAUUAAACUUUCAUAAUAACAGGAGCAGUUUUAUAAUGAGGGCUGGUUGGAAGUCAUUUUCAAAGGAACAUGAGUUGAAAGUUGGUGAUGUAUGUAAAUUUGAGAUGACUCAACGCUAACCACUUUCAUUCACAAUUACUAUUAUCCCAACCACAAAGGAACCAGGCCCGGAGAAGUUUCAAGAAAACCAAGGAGUCCAAGAAAAAUCAGAGACAACACCAGUAAAAGAUAUGGAAUAUGCGGGCAAUUUUGGAGAUGGAAUUUCAAAGAGCUGCACAAAAACAUAUGGUUUUAGGGAUUCUGUAAGUCUGAAUUUACAUGAGAUGUUCAAGGUUUUUAUAACAUCAUCAGACAAGUUGGUUGUACUACCAAGUGAGCUGUUGAAGAAGCAUGGUAUAUUUAGUGGAAAUUCAGUGGAGUUGAGAGUAGGGGAAGGAACAUGGUUUGUAGAUGUGAGUUAUAAUGAACAUCUCGACCAUGGUUGGUUCACUAAAGGUUGGCAAGAAUUUGUGAGAGAUUGCAAAGUAAAGACUGGAGAUACUUGCUUGUUUGAGACGAUUGAUGUGCAAAAUCAUGUGUUCAAGGUUUCAAUUGUUUGAGACACUUGCUUGUUUUGUCAUUUUAAGGGGUGUUACGUAAAAUGUAAAUAUUCUCUAAUUACGAGACUCGGUUUAUUUUGCAACUGUGUUCUUCCCGUUGGUUUAAAUGAAACAAAGGUUCACUAAGAUACAUCCGGCAAGGUUGGAAAAUCAGAAAGCAGUCCUAAGGUAUGAUGCUUCCUCCAAUUCUCAAGGUUCAAUAAGACAUUGCCUUCCUCGAUCAUCUUUAAUCAAAGUUUCUUCAACCACAACAUUAACAGUAAGCAACCUAAGAUGAUUCA